This is a messenger RNA of Fusarium fujikuroi IMI 58289, 2106 nucleotides long. RefSeq lists its product as uncharacterized. The transcript is spliced from 2 exons. Lineage: Eukaryota; Fungi; Ascomycota; Sordariomycetes; Hypocreales; Nectriaceae. Gene Ontology annotation, biological process: peroxisome inheritance. The coding region runs from base 1 to 2106 and encodes 701 amino acids. Gene Ontology annotation, cellular component: extrinsic component of intraperoxisomal membrane. The record is from RefSeq and is a predicted model, not a curated record.
AUGGACGAUUCAGGUGACGAUUUGGCGGCUCGAGGGCCCAGGCGAGUAUCAACAGCCCCUAUACCCUCACGAGGCCCUACGGAACCAGAAACACCCGACUCGGAUCUUGUCGAAACACUCUAUAGCCAUCCAAACGUCAAGAUAAUAUCUUUUACGGCCACUGGCCGAGCCUAUGCGAGAAGUCCUGGGGGGCCCGCCUUGAGCAAUGUUGAUCCACCGAGUUCUUUAUCAUGGUCCUCACAGCUCGAGAGAACCAUCGCUGUGGGACCAUUUCGCAUAUAUCGAGCCCCAAGAUCGGUAGCCUUCUUGAGCUGCGGUUCUGCAUUGCAGCCAAUUCUGCGAAAAAGCCAGUGCUGGUGUAUAGACGAGGUUAAUAGUAGGUUUGUCCUGCAAAUACGGCGACCGAACUACUGGAGAAUAGAGCUUCCAGUCGAUGACCCCGAAGAUCAGCAGCGAGCCGAAGAACUGAGAGAAGUGUUGGACAAGAUUCUACAAUUUGAAAAGACUGAAUGCCCUUUCAAGCGCACCUUUACUGUCGAUUUGCCAGAGCAGGUUCCCGUCACAAUCCUGCCCUGGACGCCCCGCGCACAGCCUAUGAUUCCUUCUGAUGAGGCAACACCGGCAUCCUCUACGGACUCACGAAGGUCCUCCUUUGUUGGGAGAGCUUCUACACCUACUCCAUUAAUUCCUAGACAGCCCAGAGAUAUACCAACAAGCCCGAUACCUACCAGACCUGAAAGCGCGGCAUCUAACGUAGUGCCUUCCAACAUAUCUCUUUAUGAGGAGUAUGGAAUGAACCUCGACCCUCUGCAACCAUUAGGCACCGGAAAUGCCGGCACUGGACCCUUGGAAGCUGUCCCAGAACGCCCAGGUGAACAAGGCUCUCCAGAUAUGCUCGAGUCUCACGAUAGGUCAUCUGUACUCUCUUCCAGUCCCACGGAAGAUGGUUCCUCCAUGUAUCAGCUUCACGAAGGCUCUGGGAAUCGAGGUGGCAAUAUGAAGGCCAGGCUACGACGACGAACUGGUAAUUUCACAACCAGAUCUGCUACGAUGCCACCACGCAUGAUGCCGACACUGGAUAAGUCUGGGCCGUCAGCGUCCACGUCAAGGGAGCCUCUCUUAAGAAGUGUGUCGGAAACAACAAGAAAGUCGACUGGUCGUACUGCAGAUACCACCUCUUCUCCCCAGAAGAAGAAUAAAAGAGAUGUGAAGGCCUCCCGGUCGCCACAGCAAAAGGUCAAUGCUCAACAACCUCGAUUACUGCGUAGAGAUAGCGAGGAAUCUUUCCAUAGUGUUGAGUCAUGGCAUUCUUCUGGAGUUCCACAGCAUCCUUCGCCUCCUACUUCCCAAGCAGAAUCUUCUAUGGAGGCAAACAAUGACCCGUACGAGGCAGGUAGACUGUCAGCCGGCAAAAGAAAUAAGUCAUCACAUAGCCGGGGUAGUUCUCCCAUGCCAUGCGCAUGGGAGUCCGACUAUGAUGAUAGCGAAACAUCCGACGAAAGCUCAUCGUUAGAUGCGGAUUCAGUGAGAGAGCUAAAAAAUGAUGCCUUCCCCAAACUUGACACCGGCCCGUCGACAACACCCAUGACCGCACCGCAGCGGCCAUUCGUUCCACGCCACAGAGCGACGACCGGUAGUAUUUCUGUAAGGCGACGCGCCCUGUCACCUCUGCCACCUGCAGCCAACCUCUUUACACCCGCUUCAACCAUGGAACGGAGACCAUACAGGAGUAAGUUGGAGACGGUUAAGAACCUUCCAAUGGCUAUUAUUGCCAAGACCUACGAGAUGAUCCUGGGUCCUCCCAGCUCUCUCAUCCGCCUAAUCCUCAAGGUGGCAGCUAAGAUUGCUUCUGGACAAUGGCGAGGUCUCGUGUAUGGAUAUGGUGAGGAUGGCGAAGAAAUACCGGUGCAGUGGGAUUACUCCGAGGGAGAAUUCAGCGACUGGAGUGAUAAUGAACAUGAUCAACAUGAUCGCAGUCAUAAACAAGGGAAACGAGAGCAUCGGCAUAGCAGACACCGCAGCAAUGCUCAAGAUAUGACAGCAGAGGAUGAGAUGCGCAGACGGCCCUCAUCCUCUGACGAUAGCCGAAGCUGGGGCGUUGAUUGA